Staurois parvus is the source of this 245-nucleotide messenger RNA. Lineage: Eukaryota; Metazoa; Chordata; Amphibia; Anura; Ranidae. The record is from the annotation of a GenBank genome assembly.
AUAGGCUUUUUUGAGUUUGGGCAAGGACACAGGGGCCCCAUGAUCCCCUAUUGCCUGGGGGCCCCAUGAGUUGUCAGUCCGCCCCUGGUUGUGAGAUAUACUAUCAUAGACCCACCACCAAAACGGUCAUGCUGAACGAUGUUACAGGCAGCAUAAUUUUCUCCACAACUUCUCCAGACCCUUUCACGUCUGUCACAUGUGCUUAUGGUGAACCUGCUCACAUCAGUGAAAAGCACAUGGUACCA